Molecule: messenger RNA, 1148 nt
Organism: Helianthus annuus (common sunflower)
Lineage: Eukaryota; Viridiplantae; Streptophyta; Magnoliopsida; Asterales; Asteraceae
Product: ATP-dependent DNA helicase pif1-like
Exons: 1
Coding region: 1-1080 (359 amino acids)
Biological process (GO): DNA repair; telomere maintenance
Molecular function (GO): DNA helicase activity
Source: RefSeq, a predicted model, not a curated record
AUGAAUGACAUUUUGAUCUCUGGCAAUCAUAGCAGCUCAAACAUCAUGUUUGGAGGUAAGGUCGUUGUUUUUGGUAGAGACUUUAGGCAGAUUCUUCCUGUGGUACAAAAUGGAAGCAGGCAUGACAUUGUUAAUGCGUCAUUAUGUUCUUCUUAUAUUUGGUCAAACGUCAAAGUCUUAAGGUUGACAAAGAACAUGAGGUUAUCUUUAAGGAUCGACUCUACAAACAUCAAGGAAACUACUGCUUUUUCAAACUGGCUAUUAGACAUCGGAGAAGGAAAAGUUGGUGAAGCAAAUGAUGGUGAAUCAACUAUUGAUAUACCUGAAGAUCUUUUAAUUGGUGAUUCUUCUGAUCCUAUUAUUGAUUUAAUUAACUUUGUCUAUCCUUCCAUUCUUGAUAGAUUCCAUGAGCCUAACUAUUUUGACGAUAGAGCCAUUUUAGCACCUACAAAUGAGGUUGUUCAAUCUAUCAAUGAUCGCUUGAUGUCUUUGUUUCCUGGCGAUGAAAAUGAGUACUUAAGUUCAGAUUCAAUUUGUCAGUCAGAUCAUGUAAACGAAACUUUUGAUGAAAAGCUCUACUCACCGGAUGUUUUGAAUGGACUUAAACUUUCAGGUGUACCUAAUCAUCAAUUAGUUUUGAAGGUGGGUGUUCCAAUAAUGCUACUUCGAAAUAUUGACCAGAAGAAUGGUUUGUGUAAUGGUACAAGACUACGAGUACUUUAUCUUGGUAAUAGGGUGAUUGAAGCUGAGAUUAUAUCUGGUGCUAAUAUUGGUACAAGAACUUUCAUCCCUCGCCUUAGUCUGUCAGCAUCUGAUAAGAAAAUUCCUUUCAAGUUCAAAAGAAGACAGUUUCCGGUUGCUGUUUGUUUUGCAAUGACUAUUAACAAAAGUCAGGGACAAUCAUUAUCCAAGGUUGGAUUGUAUCUCAAAGAUCCUGUUUUCUCACAUGGUCAACUUUAUGUGGCACUAUCAAGGGUUAAAAGUAGAGCCGGUUUAAAGAUGCUGAUAACAGAUAAAGAUGGCCAUGCUACAAAUAAGACCACAAAUGUUGUAUACAAAGAAAUUUUUGGAAAUUUGUAGUCUUUUUUGUUCAUUUAUCAUUUGUUAAGGAAACUUUUGCAUUUAUUUUAUUUAAAUUGUUUUGAAUA